Arvicola amphibius (Eurasian water vole) is the source of this 1338-nucleotide messenger RNA. It is a transcript of the gene Hrh3, whose product is annotated as histamine receptor H3. Gene Ontology annotation, molecular function: histamine receptor activity. Gene Ontology annotation, biological process: adenylate cyclase-activating adrenergic receptor signaling pathway. Lineage: Eukaryota; Metazoa; Chordata; Mammalia; Rodentia; Cricetidae. The transcript is spliced from 3 exons. Gene Ontology annotation, cellular component: membrane. The record is from RefSeq and is a predicted model, not a curated record. Bases 1 to 1338 code for a protein of 445 amino acids.
AUGGAGCGCGCGCCGCCCGACGGGCUGCUGAACGCGUCGGGCGCUUUGGCUGGUGAGGCGGCGGCCGCAGGCGGGGCGCGCGGCUUCUCGGCUGCCUGGACCGCUGUCCUGGCUGCGCUCAUGGCGCUGCUCAUCGUGGCCACAGUGCUGGGCAACGCGCUGGUCAUGCUCGCCUUCGUGGCGGAUUCGAGCCUCCGCACCCAGAACAACUUCUUUCUGCUCAACCUCGCCAUCUCCGACUUCCUCGUGGGUGCCUUCUGCAUCCCGUUGUAUGUACCAUAUGUGCUGACGGGGCGCUGGACCUUUGGCCGGGGCCUCUGCAAGCUGUGGCUGGUGGUCGACUACCUGCUGUGUGCCUCCUCAGUCUUCAACAUCGUGCUGAUCAGCUAUGACCGAUUCCUGUCCGUCACUCGAGCUGUCUCCUACCGGGCCCAACAGGGGGACACACGAAGGGCGGUGCAGAAGAUGGCACUCGUGUGGGUGCUGGCCUUCCUGUUGUAUGGCCCUGCCAUCCUGAGCUGGGAGUACCUGUCUGGUGGUAGCUCCAUCCCCGAGGGCCACUGCUACGCUGAGUUCUUCUACAACUGGUACUUUCUCAUCACGGCCUCUACCCUCGAGUUCUUCACGCCCUUCCUCAGCGUCACCUUCUUCAACCUCAGCAUCUACCUGAACAUCCAGAGGCGCACCCGCCUCCGGCUUGACGGGGCCCGUGAGGCUGGUCCAGAACCCCCACCUGACGCCCAGCCCUCACCACCUCCCGCUCCUCCCAGUUGCUGGGGCUGCUGGCCAAAAGGGCAUGGGGAGGCCAUGCCACUGCACAGGUAUGGGGUGGGCGAGGCAGGCCCCGGCGUUGAGACUGGGGAGGCUGCUCUCGGGGGUGGCAGUGGUGGGGGUGCCGCUGCCUCACCCACCUCCAGCUCUGGCAGCUCCUCGAGGGGCACUGAGAGGCCACGCUCACUCAAAAGGGGCUCCAAGCCAUCAGCAUCUUCAGCAUCCCUGGAGAAACGCAUGAAGAUGGUGUCCCAGAGCAUCACCCAGCGCUUCCGGCUGUCACGGGACAAGAAGGUAGCCAAAUCGCUUGCCAUCAUUGUGAGCAUCUUUGGGCUCUGCUGGGCCCCAUAUACACUCCUAAUGAUCAUCCGAGCUGCCUGCCACGGCCACUGCAUUCCCGACUACUGGUACGAGACGUCCUUCUGGCUCCUGUGGGCCAACUCAGCCGUUAACCCUGUCCUCUACCCGCUGUGCCACUACAGCUUCCGCAGAGCCUUCACCAAGCUCCUCUGCCCCCAGAAGCUCAAGGUCCAGCCCCACGGCUCCCUGGAGCAGUGCUGGAAGUGA